CCCCUCCCUCCCUCCCUCCCUCCCUCCAGCAUCGCUCGCUGGGAGCUGGCCUGGGUGGGGUCCUGUUUUCUCCGCAGCGCCGGCUGCACCAGCGAGGCUGGCCCGACCGGCGGGCUGCCUCUGCUCUUCUUCAUCCUCCUCUUCGUCCCCAGGCAUUGCUCCAGAGAGGUGGGCCCCCCCCCCCCCCGCCCAGUCCAGACCAGCCCCCUUCCUCCCCCCCCCCGGCUCCCCGGGCCAUGAGGCUGCCCAGACCAUGCUGGGAAGCCCCCCACCCCUCUGUAGCCUGAAGCCCAUCUAGUCCUGCAAAGAGCCCCCCCCCCAACUCUAUUGGGCUUUUGCAGCCAGCUGGGGGUGAGAGGGGAGGGAAAGAGGGUCCCCCCCCCCGCCUUACCUCCCUGGCGCGCUAUUGUGAACUGUUGUUUUUCUCUGAUCUGCUCCAAGGGGCAUCCCUGAACUCUUUAAGUUGCCCAGGAUCGGGAGCCUCCGAGUUUGGCUUUGUGGUGCAGCCGACUGGAUCUGGCCCUCUUGGCCCGGAAUCGGGCAGCGGCUGAUAUUUUGGCCGUCCGGAAUGUGAAGCUGGCCCCCCGGAGAGUUGGGAGCAGCGCCUCGGUGGCCUGAGGCGAGGGAGGGGUUCUUGGGAGUGGCAGAGCAGGGCCCUCAAGAUGGCCUGGCCGUGCAUCAGCCGGGCGUGCUGCAUCGCCCGCUUCUGGAACCAGCUGGACAAGGCGGACAUUGCCGUGCCUUUGGUGUUCACCAAGUACUCCGAGGCCACCGAGUUCCCAGGGGCGCCGGUGGUCCUGCAGCAGCAGCAGCCACGCCUGGCCACGGCCGUCGAGACCCAGCCGGCUGGCCUGAGCAGUGACCUGGAUGCGGUCGGCAGGGCAACCGCUGUGGCCGGGGACCAGGUCCCCGGGCCACAUAAACCGGGCCUCAAAGACCAGGCCUCGCUCGACUCGGUCAUGCGGCAGGACUAUAAACCCUGGAAGUCUCAGCGGCCGGAGCCCAGCUGCAAGCCCAAGAACGAGUACCAGCCGUCGGAAACGCCCUUCGAGAAGGAGACCCAGUACCAGAAGGAUUUCCGGGCCUGGCCCAUCCCCAAGAGAGGGGAUCACCCCUGGAUCCCCAAGCCGAUGCCCAUACCCCCGGUCAACCUCGACAAGGGAUCCAGGGAAAGAUCUGUCAGCCAGGAGAGGAGGAGGAAGACUCAGGCGAGCCACGAGAAAGAACAGGUGGGAGGGAAGGAGCGGGAGGCGCCCGAGGCCAGCAAGCCUGAAGAGGGGCGGGUCAAGAAGUCCAAGAAGAGGGUCCUCAUCGCAGAGGAUGGCGGGGCCCAGCCACAAGUGGGGUCCUCCGCACCAACAGAGGGCAGCAAAGGACGGGCUGCGGUGGAUGCCCUCAACCGGCAGAUCAAAGAGGAAGUGACGGCGCGGGUGAGCACCUCUUCCUACAGAAACGAAUUCCGACCAUGGACAGACAUCAAACCGGUGAAGGCCAUCAGAGCCAAGAACCAGUACAAGCCCCCAGAGGAGAAGAUGGUUCACGAAACCAGCUACAGUGUCCAAUUUACCGCAGAGAGCGCCAAGCCUGGUUCAGCGGAUAACAAAUUCCUCGAGCGCAGGAGGAUACGCAGCCUUUAUAGCGAACCCUACAAGGAAUCACCGAAGGUGGAGAAGCCCAGCCCUCAGCCUCCAAAACCAAAAAAGACACCGUCAAGCCAUAGACCGCCGAAAAAAGCCAAAGAUAAGCAGAUGGCGUCCAGCCGGGCCGCCAAGAAGAAGAGCACGGAAGCCGCCGCCCCAGCGAACCCCGAGGACAAGGAGAAAAGCAAAGAGAUGAACAAUAAGUUGGCCGAAGCGAAAGAGACCUCUGAUCAAACUGCCAGCGCUACAUCCCAGGAACCUGUUUCCUUAGUCCAAGAUCAAGCUAUGGAGCCCGUUUCCUUAGUCCAAGAUCAAGCUAUGGAGCCCGUUUCCUUAGUCCGAGACCAAGCUAUGGAGCCUGUUUCCUUAGUCCAAGACCAACGUCUGGAAGUUAACCCUCUGCCUUCUGCUCUGGAGCCAACAGCUGGGACCAGUAUGUUGCUUGCAUGAAACAUGUACAGCCUUAUUUGAAUAUAAUUACAAUAAUAAAAAUCAGCAAAUCCAAACGGUGCUGGAUGUUUUGCUGUCCAUAA
Messenger RNA from Sphaerodactylus townsendi, 2173 nucleotides. RefSeq names its product microtubule associated protein 6 (gene MAP6). The record is from RefSeq and is a predicted model, not a curated record. NCBI's taxonomy places the organism in Eukaryota, Metazoa, Chordata, Lepidosauria, Squamata, Sphaerodactylidae. The transcript is spliced from 4 exons. Gene Ontology annotation, biological process: dendrite morphogenesis; microtubule cytoskeleton organization; regulation of microtubule cytoskeleton organization. The coding region runs from base 663 to 2090 and encodes 475 amino acids. Gene Ontology annotation, molecular function: calmodulin binding; microtubule binding. Gene Ontology annotation, cellular component: microtubule; Golgi-associated vesicle; dendrite.